Molecule: messenger RNA, 3836 nt
Organism: Rubroshorea leprosula
Lineage: Eukaryota; Viridiplantae; Streptophyta; Magnoliopsida; Malvales; Dipterocarpaceae
Source: the annotation of a GenBank genome assembly
ACACCUUUCCUUUCUUCUUUAUUGUUUUUGUCCGGCGGCUGGACUCUCCUCCCAGGAAAUGCGAUCUCUCAGUCAUUCCCGGAAAAUCUCCAACCGGCGACUUACAUGAGGCAAACAGCAUCAGGGUGUCGUGAGUUGUCAUGGGCAGAAACUCAUAUUUCAGGUGCUUUCUGCUAUAAAUUUGGAAGUGUUAUUUUUGGAUGGAAUCCUCGGAUUGCUGCCUUCAAUUUUCUUGUUUCCUAUUCUAAGUUGGGAUUAUGAUCGCAUUGGGCAUGAGGGUUUUGCUUCCUAGCUCUCUCAUUUAGUGGUGAUGUGAUGGCAAUAGACUUGGUCACUAGUGCCUCUUUUGUUCCAGCUUCAGAGUUGCUCUCUCAGAUUAUAGAGGCCAUACUUGAGAUCACAACUACUGCAAACAAUGUCCUUUUUAAAAAAGAGAGUUUCAAGCAACUUGCAGCUUAUUUGGAAAGGAUUGUCCCUGUCUUGAAAGAGCUGAAGAGAAAGGAAGGUGGCAAUUCUGAGAGCUUAAACAAUGCCAUUGAGAUUCUCAAUCGAGAAGUCAAAGCCACUAAGGAACUGACUUUGGAAUGCACCAAGAGAAACAAAGUAUAUCUCUUAAUGAAGUGUCGUGGCAUAGAUAAGCGCCUUCAGGAUGCCUCUAGAGAUAUAAGCCAGGCUCUAAGUCUUCUUCCAUUGACCUCUUUGGAGCUUUCUUCAAAUAUAAUUGAAGAUAUUGCGCAAGUGCAAGGCAAUAUGCAAACGGCUGAGUUCAGGGCAGCUGUAGCAGAAGAGCAAAUAUUGGAGAAAAUUGAGUCAGGAAUACAGGAGGAAAAUAUCAAUCGUUCUUAUGCAAAUAAUUUGAUGGUUCUCAUUGCGGAAGCUGUUGGAAUACCUAAUGAGAGGUCAGUUUUGAGGAAGGAAAUUGAAGAUUUUAAAAGUGAGAUUGAAAAUGCAAGGCUGAGGAAGGACUUGGCUGAAGCUAUACAAAUGGAUCAGAUAAUUUCUUUGUUAGAAAGAGCUGAUGCUGCUUCAUCUCCUAAGGGAAGAGAGAUCAAGUAUCUCACCAAGCGGAGUUCUUUAGGCAGCCAACCGCUGGAACCUCUCCAAUCAUUUUAUUGCCCAAUCACUGGGGAUGUGAUGGUGGACCCUGUGGAGACUUCUUCAGGACAAACAUUUGAGAGAUGUGCAAUAUCAAAGUGGUUUGCAGAGGGAAACAACAUCUGUCCUCUGACCGCAACCCCUCUAGAUAGAUCAGUUCUACGGCCUAAUAAAACAUUGAGGCAGUCAAUAGAAGAAUGGAAGGACAGAAAUACCAUGAUAACAAUUGCUUCCAUGAAAUCAAAACUCAUGUUUGAAGAAGAAGAAGAAGAAGUGCUUCAUUGUCUUAAGCAGCUAAAGGAACUUUGUGAACAAAGUGAUGUGCACCAAGAAUGGGUAAUAUUAGAGAACUACAUACCAGUUCUUCUUCAACUUCUUGCUUCCAAAAAUCACGACUUGAGGACUUGUGUGCUUGCCAUCCUUCACAAUUUUGCAAAAGAUGGUGAUGAUGCUAAGGAAAGAAUCGCCAAAGUUGAUAAUGCAAUCAGUUCUAUUGUCCGUUCUCUGGGACGCCGCGUUGAAGAAAGGAGGCUAGCUGUGGUAUUGCUAUUGGAACUAUCAAAGUAUGAGUUGUUACGAAAUUGCAUUGGAAAAGUUCGGGGUUGCAUCCUCCUCUUGGUGACAAUGUCAAGUGACGAUGACAAUCAAUCUGCCAGAGAUGCAGAGGAGCUAUUGGAAAACCUUUCAUUCUCUGAUCAGAAUAUCAUACAAAUGGCACGGGCAAAUUAUUUUAAACAUCUGUUACAGCGUCUCUCCACAGGGUCAGAAGAUGUAAAAAUGACAAUGGUAACAGCUUUGGCAGAAAUGGUGUUGACUGACCACAAUAAGGUGGUUCUUCUUGAAGGAGGGGUAUUGGCUCCUCUUCUUCACUUGGUCUCACAUGGUGAUAUUCAGAUGAAAAUGGUCACUGUUAGUGCUCUUCAAAACCUCUCAAGUUUACCAAGGAAUGGCUUGCAGAUGAUUAGAGAAGGUGCAGUAGGUCCCCUACUUGACGUUCUCUUCCAUCACAGUUCAUCCACCCCACGCUUGAGAGAACAGGUAGCAGCCACAAUCAUGCACCUUGCAUUAUCCACUGUAUUGCAAGAAUGCGAUAGGACACCAGUCAGAUUAUUGGAAUCAGAAGAAGAUAUUUUCAAGCUGUUCUCUUUGAUUAAUGUGACUGGACCAGAUGUCCAACAAAACAUUCUCCAGAUCUUUCAAGCCUUGUGCCAAUGCCCUUCUGCAACAGAUAUCAAGAUCAAGCUAGCACAGUGCUCAGCUAUACAAAUACUACUUCAGUUAUGUAAGCAUAAUGACAAAAAGGUACGGCCAAAUGUGGUGAAGUUGCUCUUUUUCUUGGUGAAUGAUGGUGAUGAAGCCACAAUCCUGGAGCAUGUGGAGCAGAAAUGCAUUGAAUCCUUAUUGACGAUCAUCCAAACUUCUGAUGAUGAAGAAGAGGUCACUUCUGCUAUGGGCAUUAUCUCUAACCUUCCAGAAAACCCCCUGAUUACUAAGUGGCUACUGGAUACUGGUGGGAUUCCAACAAUAUUCAGUUUUCUCCAGAGAGGCAGGUGUAAUGAUCCUCACAAAGUGCAGUUAGUAGAAAAUGCUGUUGGAGCUAUACGGCAUUUCAUAGCUCCAACAAAAUUGGAAUGGCAGAAGAAAGCAGCUGAAGCUGAUAUUAUCCCGGUACUGGUUCACUUGCUGGAUUAUGGGACUGCCUUGACCAAAAAGUUUGCUGCCAUUUCUCUUUGUCGUUUUUCAAAGAGUUCACCAAAGCUGAGCCGAUCAGUAUCAAAGCAUAAAGGGUUCUGGUGCUUAUCAGCUCCGCCAGAAACUACUUGCCCAAUCCAUGGGGGAAUCUGCUCUAUGGAAUCUUCAUUUUGCCUUGUGGAGGCUGAUGCAGUGAGACCACUUGUAAGGGUUCUUGAAGAAUCAGAUCCUGAAGUUUGUGAGGCUUCUUUAGAUGCACUACUGACUUUAAUUGAGGAUGAAGGAUUGCAAAGUGGUAGUAAGGUGCUUGAACAAGCAAAUGCCAUACCGCCAAUGAUAAAGUUCCUUGGUUCAACGUCCGUCAGGCUUCAGGAGAAAACUCUAAGUGCUUUAGAAAGGAUUUUCCGGCUGCCAGAAUUCAAACAGAAGUAUGGACCCUCUGCUCAGACCACUUUGGUGGACUUGACACAGCUAGGCAACAGUAGCAUGAAAUCUCUUGCAGCCAAAAUACUUGCUCACUUGAAUGUUCUUCACAAUCAGUCUACAUUUUUCUGAGAAUUCAAUGGCUUUUAUCCACCUCAUCAGCAUAUGAAUUCACUUCUCCUUGAGGAGUUGCUAAUAGUGCUAACAAGCCAUAGAACUCAAUGCUUUAAACUGGUCUGGAAAACAGAAUUUCUUAGCAGGAUUUAGCAGGUCUUUCUCAAAACUGGUUUUCCUGGACAGUGUUCAUCUUAAAACCAAACUGGCCCAGAGCAGAUAAAAACUCCAUCUUCUCCUUAGGGUGUAUGCACUUUGUAGAUGGUGAUCUAAAUAGAAUUUCUGAUUUCUGUGAAAAGAAAAAUACUGCUGGAGGGAAGGGAUUUUACAAUUCUAAGUGGCUCAUAUUAAAUACCCCAGCAUUUGUUCUGUCUGAACAGUUUAGCUCAACCAUACCGAGAGCAUUAUUAUUAUUAUUGUUAUUAUUUGUUGGAAUUGAAUUCUUUUCUUUUCCAUUUUUGCAUCCCUUUUUCUAAUUUCUUCCGUUUUCUUCUGGCAAACAGAAAAAGUGC